ACUCGCCAGUUUUAUCAAGACCAGCGACGAUAACGGGACGUUCUCGCGACCGUCGUUUAAUAAGUGCACGCGAGAUCGUAACGAGCAGCAGUAUUGCGCCUGGCGAUCUCUCCAGGAUGCUGAUCAAAUGGCUUUUCUUCGUUUCGAGUUUCAUUCAUUUUUCCAUGGGUAGCACGACUUUCGGAGAUUCCAAGACCAGCCUGAACUUUCAACCACCCUCUUCAACACUCGGCAAGACGUCAUUACGCAAUAGAAGAGAUCGACGAAUGACCCACUGGGAGUCAGAACCCCAUUCAAACUUUGACGAUGGAGACAACAACGAGGACCGCGAACGUAUUUCAUUUUCGUCCAUCCUCGAAGAACCCUCCUUACUUCAGUCUCCACUGAAUAUUAAAAUCGCGGAAAAAUCUUCAAGCCUGGAAUCCGAGGUGACGGAAAAUCGGUUAACCGGCUCAUUUUCAAGAUUGGACAAUUGCAUCGUUGACGUAUAUCCCCUGCGAUCGGUCGUGCCAUGGUUGUUGUUUCCAGGAGUGAAAUAUAAUUCCAGAGUCUCGAGAAACGGAGCGUUGGGAGUGAGAAAAUUGGUAAUGCCUCAUUGUGGAAAAAUAGGGAUGCAGGAUCAGAAAAUUCAGGAGCCUAUUUACGUGGAUGAGCCGGGCUGGAUCAUGAUUGCGUUAAAUCGUCAGGGUGACGGAAGCCAAGAGAGCAGUUCCGAAGGAGAACCUUUUUACGUGGCUCGAGGUAGAAGAUCUGUGCAAAUAUCAAAGGACGAGGACGCUUCGAAGGAAGGAAAGUCGGAAGGAGGACGAGUCAGUGAGUUUGAUUUGCCAAUUCGUUCUGAUUUGGGAUACGAGCUUCAAGAAUCGUCUUAUUCCAUGAGAAAAAAGCGCGACACUUUUAGUGAAAAUCUUCGAAAAUAUAUGAUCGGGAACGGAGCGAGUGGUCUCGUAUCCUCGCGAUUCACCGAGAGAAGUCGUCAGAAUUCUUAUGUACAUCCGAGGAACAAACAUUCUGACAUAUUGGACAUUCUCAACGAGCCAUUUUUCAUUUCACGAGGUAAAAAAAAUUCUUUGGGGAUUCAGCGUUCCGAAUCGAACGACGAAUACUCGGCAGCUCUCGUGAAUUUUGAGAUGAAAAAAGAAUUCUUGGACGCGUGGAAGUCGAGAAAAACAAAGAAAAAUUGUGACUCCAACUCGGCCUCUGAUUGCGCUCGUCUACGAUUAGAAACGAAUGAACCACCGGUCGAACCCUUCAGAGAUCGUCGCGGUGUUGAAGAGCUGUUAAAAGAUGCCGAUCCCUUUUAUCUCUCACGUGGCAAACGGUCCCCCAGCACGAUACACGAAUUCAAUCACACUGCUCAGUUGAACGAAUUCACAAAAGUAAUCAACAAGAAUUUGUCCAUUGGUGUGCAACAUUCAUAAGCAAUUACUUAACUAUUUCAAUUUAUUUAAACUGAGAAAUCAAAAGUUUGUUUAUCGGAUUAAAAGAACAGCCGAAGUUUGCCGCAAGGCGUGUUAGUACCUCAAAUAUUAGAAUGACCAAAAUAUAUUUCGAGAGUUAAAUAAACGAAUCAACUUAUUCGAACAUUUUUUUUCCCCGAACAUUGGUUUGACGAUCUGCGCCGCCGUAUCGUCGGUUCUACCAACAGCUCGUUCGAAUAUUCACAAACUUUUCAGUCCCGUCUCGAAUCUAUUUCAAAACCUUUACCGAGCCGAAUAUAGCGAUGGAAAAAUCAUUUUUUUCAUUCGCGUUCGAUCAACAAAUUUUUCAUAUCUCAGUACACACAGAAUCGAUGAGAUUCUUAGCAACGGUGAGAAAGUUCCGAUAUUUUGUACUAUGAUUUUUAACAUAAUUGCAUCAAUAUUAUCAAGCGAUGUGCAUGCCCCCUGUCAUUGAAAAAAUUGAUCCGUAACGUCAUCGAGUGGAGAGAGUACAAUAUCGAAAAAAUCCAAACGAUUUCGUGCACGGAAUCUUUUACACGAAUCGGUUAAACAAAACAAAACUGUUAUCAACAACGGUAAAAAAAGGUAGAAUAAACAAUUAUUCUCUAUCUGUAUGCCACUGCGAAAAAAAUUACGAUAGAAAAAAGAGUGAUAAAAAAAUAAGCGUGCUGGGAAUAGAGACCAAACGCGAAUAGUGGAUUCAUGAUCGCGGUAUAAUGUCAAAGUACUUCGGCGUUUUUAGUUCCCCAAACAGAUGCUCUGUCGCCUUCGAAAUGUGAUGUUUUGAUUUUCCAUUUUUCAAUGUACAUUGCCUGUCUGCUAAUAUGAAAUUUGUGCGACUCCAACGAAUUGGAAGAAAGAAAAGUAUUUAAUAAACAAAUGAUUUAUCA
Molecule: messenger RNA, 2332 nt
Organism: Venturia canescens
Lineage: Eukaryota; Metazoa; Arthropoda; Insecta; Hymenoptera; Ichneumonidae
Exons: 3
Coding region: 117-1421 (434 amino acids)
Source: RefSeq, a predicted model, not a curated record